This is a messenger RNA of Sphenostylis stenocarpa, 1425 nucleotides long. NCBI's taxonomy places the organism in Eukaryota, Viridiplantae, Streptophyta, Magnoliopsida, Fabales, Fabaceae. The record is from the annotation of a GenBank genome assembly.
AUGAGUCUUCUCUUGUUGAGUUUCCUCUUGUUCAUCCCAAUCCUUCUUCUGCUUAGAAGAGAAAGAAGCUCAUCCAGAAGGGUUCCUCCAGGUUCACUUGGAAUACCUAUUAUUGGUCAAAGCCUUGGCCUUCUUCGAGCUAUGCGUGCCAACUCCGCAGAAAAAUGGGUUCAAGAAAGAAUAAGCAAGUAUGGUCCCAUUUCAAAGUUAAGCCUCUUUGGAAAACCGACAGUUUUAGUCUAUGGACAGGCUGCAAACAAGUUUGUAUUCUCCGGUGGUGGUAACGCAAUUGCUAACCAACAAACACAAUCCAUCAAAAUGAUUCUAGGUGACCGAAACUUGCUGGAACUGAGUGGUGAAGAUCACAGCCGAGUCAGAGGUGCACUUGUCUCAUUUUUGAAGCCAGAAUCCUUGAAGAGAUAUGUGGGAAAAAUGGAUGAAGAAGUCAGGAGGCACCUUGAGAUGCAUUGGCAGGGGAAACAGCAGGUCAAGGUAUUGCCCCUGACGAAGGCUCUCACGUUCAACAUAAUUUGCUCCCUUUUGUUUGGUCUUGAGAGUGGAAAACAAAGAGAUCAAUUCCUGGAUUUCUUCCAAGCGAUGAUUGAAGGAAUGUGGUCAAUCCCAAUUAACGUGCCCUUCACACGCUACAACCGCAGCCUUAGGGCAAGUGCAAGAAUCCAGACCAUACUGAAAGGGAUUGUGCACAAGAAGAGGAUUGAACUCCAACAAAAUGCAGCAUCUGCACGCCAAGACUUGAUUAGUUGCUUGCUAGGCAUGGUUGAUGAAGAUGGCAAACAACUUAUGACCGAGAAGGAAAUCUUUGACAACAUUAAGCUCGUCAUGGUUGCUGGACAUGACACUUCAUCUGUUCUAAUCACUUUCAUCAUCAGACUCUUAGCCAAUAAACCUGCUAUUUAUGCAGCAGUUCUUCAAGAACAGGAGGAGAUAGCAAAAAGCAAGCCCGAGGGAGAGGCACUCACAUGGGAAGACCUUUCAAAGAUGAAGUACACCUGGACAGUAGCAAUGGAAACUCUAAGGAUGUUUCCUCCUGUUUUUGGUGGCUUCAGAAAGGCUACAGUAGAUAUUGAAUAUGAAGGAUACGUCAUACCCAAAGGAUGGCAGAUAUUCUGGGUCACAGCAAUGACCCACAUGGAUAGCAGCAUUUUCCCAGAGCCAUCAAAGUUUGAACCUCAGAGAUUUGAAAACCAAGCAUCUGUACCACCCUACUGCUUCGUUCCAUUUGGAGGGGGCACAAGAAUAUGUCCAGGGUAUGAGUUUGCCAGGCUUGAAACUCUCGUUGCAAUUCAUUACCUUGUGACCCGGUUCAGUUGGAAGCUAUGUUCAGACAAUUUCUUCAGUAGGGAUCCAAUGCCAGUACCUUCACAAGGACUACUGGUUCAAAUUUCGCCAAGGACACUUUCUUAA